Pelobates cultripes (western spadefoot toad) is the source of this 504-nucleotide messenger RNA. NCBI's taxonomy places the organism in Eukaryota, Metazoa, Chordata, Amphibia, Anura, Pelobatidae. The record is from the annotation of a GenBank genome assembly.
AUGGACUCCCUACCUAAGGCGCUUGCCGCUUUCCAUUGGGUUGACCCCCUGAUUGCCUCACAGCCUACUCCUCUCACCCCUGGCUCAAGAGGCUUUAACUCAGAUGGUUCUCUCCACCCCUUGGGUACAAGCUCUGCAUGCAAGUAUCCCUGGACAGGCUAAAUCGCCCACACACGCUAUGGCAAAUUAUCUGCUAAAUUGACUAGACUGGGCUCCUGUGCUGCCAGAGGUGUGGAUGUGGACACCAUCUCGGGGGCCCAGAUUGCAAUGGCCUUCAUUUCUACAUGGCUGACAUACAGGAAGUAUCCGCACAACGGCCUGGAGCAAGACAAGCUCCUUGAUAUCAGCGACCCGCUGACUCAGACUAUUCCAAUGGCUGAUGACGCUCUGAAUGAAGAAACACCGGUGGAUGCGCACCUCCUUCGUGAAUGUGUCCAACAUACAAUGUGCUUGUGUGACCUUACCAUGGAGCGCCGCAAGGCGGCUCUUUACACACUGGACUAG